AUGGAGCAAGACAGUCAAAGGCAAGACAGACGCCGCGACAAGAUGAGAUCACUCCAGGAGGCGAUAAACUCACUCAACGGCUCAGACCCGGGUACUGAUUUCAACAAACUAUACAAGACGGGUGUAAGAGAGCUUCAGGAGCGUCUGAGGUCUUGGAAAGAGCGACAAGAGUCGGCGGGAGAGAGUAGCGGGCAGGUGGCCACUGAUGCAGGGAGCAAUAUGGGGAUGGAAUCCAAUGAAGAGGGCGUUGGAGCCUCGGAAAGGGGACAGAGUCCUGCCACUGAGGAUGGUUUCGAUUGGGAUGAUGAAUCCGUUUUGGAGGCAAUGCUGAAGGAGAUGAGGGCUGGGUUGUUCUUUGCUGAUUGGCCAGGAGGCAACGACUUUUCGGGAUGA
Messenger RNA from Cryptococcus wingfieldii CBS 7118, 393 nucleotides. RefSeq lists its product as hypothetical. The coding region runs from base 1 to 393 and encodes 130 amino acids. The record is from RefSeq and is a predicted model, not a curated record. Lineage: Eukaryota; Fungi; Basidiomycota; Tremellomycetes; Tremellales; Cryptococcaceae. The transcript is spliced from 2 exons.